Leishmania braziliensis MHOM/BR/75/M2904 is the source of this 2166-nucleotide messenger RNA. RefSeq names its product ABC transporter-like protein. The transcript has a single exon. The record is from RefSeq and is a predicted model, not a curated record. Lineage: Eukaryota; Euglenozoa; Kinetoplastea; Trypanosomatida; Trypanosomatidae. Gene Ontology annotation, molecular function: ATP binding; ATP hydrolysis activity. The coding region runs from base 1 to 2166 and encodes 721 amino acids.
AUGAUCAGCGAAAGCACGCCGUUAGUGGGCAACUCCACCGCGCAUUCCUAUCAACUGAGCGACGGAGAAUUGUGUGCGCGGAGAUGUAGCGAAAAUAGCUGCAGUGCGGAGGUGCGAAACCAACGCAUGAGGCAGUACUAUCACUCUGUGUUUUGCUCCGGUGGCAUUGACGUGGCUGUGCGCAACGUCGCUGUGGUUCAGCGACCCUGGCUGCAACGCUGCUACCCCAAUCGGCGUCGUGGUCGUAUUUGCUGCCAGGGUGUCUCCGCCCAGUUCAGGCGAGGAAGGCUGCACGUGGUGGCCGACGUGGACGGUAUUGCUGCGUCAUCGCUGAUGACGGUAAUAACAGGACGAGGCACACAGGCGUCAGGGGAUAUCUGGGUCGACGAUGUGGCUGUCGACGCGCAAACUCGACUGCGCCUCAUUGCCUACGUGGGGACCGAGUCUCUCUUCAUCCCUUUCCUGUCAGUGCAUGACAAUUUGUGGUUUGUGGUGUAUCUCCACCGCAAGGAGCAGCGCAGCUGGACGCAAGAGUUGGUGUUGGCCGCCGCCAGCUUCGUCAGUCUCGAUCUCCGUAAGAAAGUCACAGACCUCUCACAGUCGGAGAAGUUCCGCUUGCAGGUGGCACUUGAGCUCGUGCUGGACCCACCGGCACUGUUCUUUUCCUACCCUUUUGACACCAUGGGUCUGGUUGAGCAAAAUGAAUGCACCCAGCUUCUCUCCCGGGUCUGCGUAGUCAUGAUGAAAACAGUGGUGCUGAGUACCCAAUUGAUGCCCAUGUCUUUACACAGCGCCGCCGACACACUCCUCCUGUUUGGAGUCGGUGGAGUGGUGUUGUUCUCCGGGAAGUGCCAAGACGCCAUAUCAUACUUCAACUGCCUCUGCAUACCCAAGCAUGUACCACAGCCGCUUUGGAAGGAAGUUCUAGGUCCUGGGUUGCAGGCACAUUUUGCGGAGGAGGAUCGGCGGACUUUCCACGCGGCAUCGUUUCCCACUUCCAAUUCCAGCUCCUUAUCACAAAGGUUUGUUGACGGUUCAGGAAGUCUCUUGUACUCAGCCCUGUGCACGCCACCGCGACUUUCGUCGCGCCUGUUUCUGCUGGAUGACCUGAACGGCACGCCGCCGCCGCCGGUCUACCGCCGUACGGCUGAAGGGGACACAGUGCCACCUAGUGCAGUUGUCGAAGUGGCGACUAGCGGGGAUCUGAUGGACUUGGCGGUGGAGUGGGCCGAGAGCGAGUCGCAGACCAUGUUCUACGCCGCCAAGUACUACGACUCUUCAGUACAUGCUGCUCUCCUUUCAUCGCUGGACCCCGCCACCACUCGAAGUCCUACCACAACGCCUCCCCCGCUUCCCCCACUCCGUGCGCUACCAACUUGCGUCUGGCGCUUUGGUGUGCUACUCACAUACACGCUAAAGCAGAUUGUGGCGGACGCUGAACUGUUAUUGGGCGUCGUGCUUCUUUCCGUUGGGCUGCUCGUUCUCACCGUCGCAGUGCACUCGCAGCCUGAGAAUCAAGGUGGCAUGUACAACAUCCGCGGGCUCAUCUUCAUAGCAUUUGUGCUCGUCCUUCUUUCGAACCUUGCCGCAAUCGAGAGCAUGCGUGGCCAACUCCGCGUUGCUCUCGACCACCGGAAGCGAAAGUUGUACGGGUCGCUGAGCUUUAUCGUGUGUCUCGGUGUCCGUAUAGUAGUUAUCCGCACCGUCUACCUCGCCCUUUUCCUUCCAUUUGUACUAUUUGUCUUGCGCUCCUCGUACUCGCUGGCCAUACUGGUUGGCCUCGUCAGCUGCACCCACGCUGCGUUUCAGUACUUGGUUGCUCUGCUUCCCUCGCGGCGGUGGGUGAUAUGGGUCUCGUACGCGUACUUUGGGUACAGCAUAAUUUUCUCAGGGUUUCUCCUGAACCUGCGUACACUUCCGCCUCUUCUCGGAGUUCUCAGCUUUCUGCGGUGGGGCUACGGUGCCGUGAUCUACGCAUGGUUGCACGGCAAAGCGUUCCAGUGCGACGGCGCUGGGAACACUUCCUACUGCUACACCGGCGACGAUUACCUUGCCAUGGAGGGGCUGCAGGAUGAAUCUGUCAUGUCGUCUGCUUUGAUUCUCGCCUUAUUGGGUGCUUCCAUGAUGACCCUCCUACUUGUCUUGUGGUCAUUGAGGACUACAUAG